This is a messenger RNA of Gavia stellata (red-throated loon), 914 nucleotides long. RefSeq names its product microtubule associated protein 1 light chain 3 alpha (gene MAP1LC3A). The transcript is spliced from 4 exons. Gene Ontology annotation, molecular function: ubiquitin protein ligase binding. Gene Ontology annotation, cellular component: cytosol; autophagosome; autophagosome membrane. Bases 16 to 381 code for a protein of 121 amino acids. Lineage: Eukaryota; Metazoa; Chordata; Aves; Gaviiformes; Gaviidae. Gene Ontology annotation, biological process: macroautophagy; autophagy of mitochondrion; autophagosome assembly. The record is from RefSeq and is a predicted model, not a curated record.
GCCCCCCCGGCCGCCAUGCCCUCGGACCGGCCCUUCAAGCAGCGCCGCACCUUCGCUGAUCGUUGUAAAGAAGUACAGCAGAUCCGAGAGCAGCAUCCAAACAAAAUCCCGGUCAUCAUCGAACGCUAUAAAGGAGAGAAACAGCUGCCAGUGCUGGACAAGACCAAGUUCCUUGUCCCAGACCAUGUCAACAUGAGUGAACUGGUCAAAAUAAUCCGGCGCCGCUUGCAGCUGAAUCCCACCCAGGCUUUCUUCCUGCUGGUGAACCAGCACAGCAUGGUGAGCGUGUCUACCCCCAUCUCGGAGAUCUACGAGCAGGAGAAGGACGAGGAUGGCUUCCUCUACAUGGUCUAUGCUUCCCAGGAGACCUUUGGCUACUGAGGCCUGCUGAGAGGUGGCAUGUGGAGACAGAUGAACUGUGGCGCGCAGGCCCCCGGCCUUGGAAGACAACACAACCAGAGGCUCACAGGAGGGGGACUGUGCUGACUCCCUUUCCCUCUCUCCCUCCCUCCCUCCCCUUCCCAUCACCCUGUCACCAAAGAGGCUCGUGGCGUGUGUUGGACUCGCACAACCCUUCACCUCUGUGUAGAUUAGUCCCGCUCCCUCCACACACACGCACCCAUGUGCGCGCAUACGUACAGACACCCGCGCGCGCACAUGGGGCCUCGGCUUCCCAUCCCCUUCGUGUAACCUGCAGCUGCUCUCACUGUGCUGUGUAUGUGUGUGUGUGCGUGUUUGUAGCCUACUGCCAUAACAGUUCAGCUGGUGAUGGAGACAGGACAGGACACUGUCGCCUUCGCUUUCAGCACAGGGAGAGCCGCCUCUCCUCCAAGACAAUAAUAAAGGGCAGGAGGUCUGCAAAAGCAGCAAACAGAUGUUACCGUUGCUCCCGAGUUUUAAUUGAUUUUAAUUAC